UCUGGGGGAGUAACCAACAAGAAAAACUGCAAAAAUGUAUGACGGAAACGCUGCAAUUGAUGCGGUAUAGCGGUGCAGAGCCUGUCAGUAGAAUCCGCAGUUUGAUAUCCUGCAGGUUUUAUUUGUUGCUUUUUUAAUUGUAGAAUUUAAAGCUGGUUAUGAGCCGUGACAAUAAAUAUCAGGAUUAGCAAGAUUGUACAGUUCGCAUAUUAUUGUUGAAAGAUGUCCAAUAUUUUGCAUGCAGCCGCUAAAGUGAAAUGGAACCAGUCAACUGCAGCAAAACGAGCUGCGUUUCUUGCAGCUGCUGCCUAUGGAGUGAAAACACUGUACCCCAUAAUUUGCAAGCAGAUCAACAAAAGAUCAGAGACAGUGAAAUCAAAAGCCUGCACAUCAGAGGAAGAAAACGGAUUAUUGUUACAAGGAUCCGAAAUAGCACCAACAAGAUCUCCGGGUGUAAAUGCAGAGUUUUUUAACCAGAUUCUUCAACUUGUAAAAAUCCUCUUCCCAAAGCUCGUCACUAAAGAGCUGGGACUGCUUUGCUUACAUUCUUUGGCUUUAAUCUCCAGAACGUUUUUAUCUAUUUAUGUGGCCGGUUUGGACGGCAAAAUCGUGAAGACUAUAGUUGAAAAGAAACCGAGGAGCUUCGUCAUCAAAUUAAUGAAAUGGCUUCUUAUAGCCAUACCGGCCACAUUUGUCAAUAGCGUAAUACGUUAUUUGGAGUGUAAGCUUGCUUUGGCCUUUCGCACUCGCCUUGUGGAUCAUGCGUAUAAAACAUAUUUCACAAAUCAGACAUACUAUAAAGUCACCAAUAUGGACGGGAGACUGGCGAAUCCAGACCAAUCCCUCACUGAGGACAUCAUGAUGUUUUCACAAUCGGUUGCGCAUUUGUAUUCCAACCUUACCAAACCAAUUUUAGAUGUGAUACUAACUUCUUACACCCUCAUUCAAACUGCUAGAUCAAGGGGGGCCAACGCAUCAGGACCAACCUUGUUAGCCGGACUAGUGGUGUAUGCUACGGCGAAGGUUCUGAGAGCAUGCUCCCCGAAAUUUGGGAAACUGGUGGCAGAGGAGGCACACAGGAAAGGCUACUUGCGUUAUGUGCAUUCCCGUAUCAUUGCCAAUGCUGAAGAGAUCGCAUUUUACAGAGGGCACAAGGUGGAGAUGAAGCAGCUGCAGAAAUGUUACAAGGCCCUUGCUGAUCAGAUGCACUUAAUUUUGUCAAAGCGCCUUUGGUACAUCAUGAUAGAGCAGUUCCUGAUGAAGUAUGUGUGGAGCAGCUGUGGCUUAGUCAUGGUGGCAGUACCCAUAAUCACAGCCACUGGUUUUGCUGAUAACGAGUUAGAAAAUGGACAAACACAGGUUUUGGUUAGUGAAAGAACUGAAGCUUUCACUACAGCUCGUAACCUAUUGGCCUCCGGAGCUGAUGCUAUUGAGAGAAUAAUGUCAUCCUACAAAGAGGUCACUGAACUUGCGGGCUACACUGCUCGAGUCCAUAAUAUGUUUUUGGUCUUCGAUGAAGUACAGAAAGGAGUUUACAAGAGAUCCACUGUUACUCAGACUGCUGCAUCAGAUAACACAAGUGCAGCUAGACCUGAAAUGCACAUCAAUGGCCCCCUUGAAAUCAAAGGACAUGUCAUUGACGUGGAUAACGGGAUCAUAUGUGAAAAUGUUCCAAUCAUCACUCCCAAUGGUGAUAUGGUUGCUUCCAGCUUAAAUUUUAAGGUGGAGGAAGAGAUGCAUCUCCUAAUCACUGGUCCUAAUGGCUGUGGCAAGAGUUCUUUAUUCAGGAUUCUGAGUGGUCUGUGGCCUGUCUAUGGUGGGCUUCUAUACAAGCCUCCGCCCCAGCACAUGUUCUAUAUUCCACAGAGACCCUACAUGUCGAUAGGAACUUUGCGGGAUCAAGUCAUAUACCCCGACUCUGUAGAAGACAUGCAUGACAAAGGCUACAGAGACCUGGACCUGGAAAUCAUUCUGGACAUUGUCACUUUGAAUCAGAUAGUUCAGAGAGAGGGUGGUUGGGAUGCAGUUAUGGAUUGGAAGGAUGUUUUGUCUGGUGGAGAGAAACAGAGGAUGGGCAUGGCAAGGAUGUUUUAUCACAGACCAAAAUAUGCUUUACUAGAUGAGUGUACAAGUGCUGUCAGCAUUGAUGUGGAGGGAAAGAUUUUUCAGGCUGCAAAGGAUGCUGGGAUUUCUCUGCUUUCUAUUACACAUAGGCCGUCCCUCUGGAAGUACCACACUCACCUCCUGCAGUUUGAUGGUGAAGGCGGUUGGCGUUUUGAACAGCUGGAUACAGCGACUCGACUCUCCCUCGCAGAGGAGAAACAAAGGCUUGAGUCCCAGCUCGCCGGGAUUCCCAAAAUGCAACAUAGACUCAAUGAACUGUGCAAGAUCCUGGGGGAGGACUCUGUCCUCAAGACUACAACUCUCGAGGACGAGGAUUAAACAUUUUCCCUUUUCUAGCCGAGGGAACAAAGAAGCAAACCCAAACAAGUGAUAAAAAGGGUGCAUAUUUCACAUCAUGUUUGAUUGUAUAUUAUUUGCUUAAUCUGACUUCAGUACCACUUUUUUCAUUUAAUAGUCUAUUGUUAAACAAUUUUACCAUAUUACACUAGAAUUCUUGUAAAACGUAGUGAUGUAUUGUAACUAUACAGUACGUGUUUACAAACACUAUCAAAGAUUUUAGCACUUUACCCAAUCUUACAAGAUUGUUUGCAAAAACUAAAGUUGCAACACUUUGAGCUAGUACCUUUAGGCGGAAAGAAAAUAUAAGAAAAACUGUUUACUCUGUUUAGUAUACUGUGCUAAAUUCUAUGAUAGUUUUUUAAAUUUUAGUUUUUUCUGAACCUUAUUUUAUGUCAGAGCCUAGACUGUCAAAAACAGUGUGUGAUAUAUGCAAAAACAUAAAGUCCUGGGUUUAUCAAGGUAUGUCUGCCAAAAUGCAAUUAGCAUAUUUUUUUGGUUGAAAGAAAAUCAAACUGUUAAUGUUACAAAACUAGAUAACACUAAGUUUGUAACAGCUUCUUCAUUUUUCUUUUACAAAAAUGCAGCACAUUUUGACACCUUUAUUGUUUUUGCAAUAAAUUAACUAUCUUGAUAUUUAACAAAUGGUGACUUUAUCUACAUUCUCCUGUCCACGCUAAGGACUUCCUAAGAUAAUUUACCUAUAGCCACUUUUAUAUUGGGACAUACAGUACCUUGUGCAUUAACAAAUACAGGUAAGAAAAUUGUCAAAUCUAAGUAAUGCAUUUUAAAUUUAGUGAAUGAGGGCAAACAUAUUUUAUUAUUGAGGGGGGCAGCUUUGACCACAAUCCGCUGGAAGGAUAUCAAGAUGAACUAGGAUCAGCAAUCAUUUAGAAUCAGAACAACGGGGAUACAAUAUCUUAAUUAACAUCUGUACAUGACUUGUAUUGUGAUACAGAGAUUCUGCAUUGUCAUUCAUUACCAAGAGCACAUGGUUAUUUACUGUCAACAUAAUGGUUCUUGAUUGAUGUGAAAUAUAGUCUGGCAUACAUGCAUGUCAUUAAUGAUAAUUUUAUCUUGGUAAAUAUCAUACAAAGUGUCCCAUCAGGACCACAUAUCGUUGCAUAUCAUGCAUGUGGUCAAUUUGAUACUAAGCAUAUCUUUUGUGAGCUAAAGGAACAAUGAUAUUAAACUAGAAUAUUACUGACAAAAGAAAUUGUCCAUCUGAACUAGCCCCAAACUCUUAGUAAAAAUGUUGUUUUACUGUGAAUUUUACGUUUGUGCAUUGUUUUAUGAAAAUUUUAUAAUGUCAUUCCGGUGAGCUCCUAUGACUGGAAAAAGACAUAUUUUAAUCUUUUAUUAUUAUUAUUAUUUUUUUAAUUAUCAGAUUGAAAUUAUAGGGUUUUCUAAAAUGUUUAUUUGAAACUAACAGCAACAAAAUGUAUGCUUUUAUUUGGUAAAAUGUAUUGUGCAAUGCAAUUUUGCAGCAUUGUGUGAAUGUAUAGAAAUGAUCAGGUUGGGUACUUAUUAAGUUACUUAAAUGUUUCUAUCUAUUUUUAGUCACAACCUAAAUGCAACCCCUCUAACAAAUCCCCUGUGAAUCCUGACUGCUAUUUGGGUGUAACUGUAAUGGGCUAUACUGGCUAAUAGUGAUAUGCCCAUACCACUCAGGCUCAGCAUGGCUAUUAUUGAGUGGGAUGAAAUGUUUUUGUAAUAUGUGCUUUCAUAAUAGUAAGUGGGAGUCUUUCCCACACUUUGACUGACUGUGGGAAACUUUGGGUAGUUGGAAGAGAAGUACUGCUAAAUCUGUUCCUAAAUCCUGAGUCCUGCAAUAUCAGGGAAUCUAUAACUUUAACCGAACUGUUGCUGGCCUCGAACCAAUGUACUGUACAUUUACCAUCCUUUUGUAAAUGUAGUUAGGUAGGAGCAUGUGCAUAAUUAGUAUAUAAUGUUUGUAACUUUCAAAAAAUAUUUUUUCAUUGUUUCCUAAUCCUAUACCUCAGGCUGAUUUUCAUCAGAAUGAAGCAGAAAACAAAAUCAAAUAAUGAAUGUGUAUUUAAUGUUAUGGUUUGUGAAUUGAAAGAAUAAUAGUGAAUGUGCUUAUGCAUGAUAUGGCUAUCUGAUGGAAAUGUUCUCUAUAUUUUGGCGUAAGCGUCCAGUUUUUCUAGUUUAAAGAAACAAUCUGUUCGGCACACACUGUACUUGGCAGCUCAAUAGGGUUGUAAUUUUUCACUAGUGUAACUACUUAAAAUGGUGCACUGCUAUAUUAAAGAAGUUCUUUGCC
This is a messenger RNA of Acipenser ruthenus (sterlet), 4744 nucleotides long. RefSeq names its product ATP-binding cassette sub-family D member 2-like. Gene Ontology annotation, molecular function: ATP binding; long-chain fatty acid transmembrane transporter activity; ABC-type transporter activity. Lineage: Eukaryota; Metazoa; Chordata; Actinopteri; Acipenseriformes; Acipenseridae. The record is from RefSeq and is a predicted model, not a curated record. Gene Ontology annotation, biological process: peroxisome organization; very long-chain fatty acid catabolic process; long-chain fatty acid import into peroxisome. The transcript is spliced from 10 exons. The coding region runs from base 223 to 2442 and encodes 739 amino acids. Gene Ontology annotation, cellular component: peroxisomal membrane.